Molecule: messenger RNA, 2931 nt
Organism: Papilio polytes (common Mormon)
Lineage: Eukaryota; Metazoa; Arthropoda; Insecta; Lepidoptera; Papilionidae
Gene: omd
Exons: 17
Coding region: 126-2867 (913 amino acids)
Biological process (GO): snRNA 3'-end processing
Cellular component (GO): integrator complex
Source: RefSeq, a predicted model, not a curated record
CUGUCAUUUAAUUUGUGAUUGUGGAGGAUUGAUUGUAAAUUGUAAUGGGAUUUUAACAUUUUGUGAUGAAAAAGAUACCUUAAUAAGUGAAAUGUUUUGAGAAUUUCAUAACAUAAUACGACGUAAUGAAUUCCCAAACUAAGUCAGCGGCUCUUUCAGCCGAUCUUAACAGCUUCAUAUAUGGAGUAUCCCGAAGGAAUUUUCAAAAUGCACCGGAACUAACCAAAAUAGGCAUCUUGCUUCUUAAAAGCUUUCCUGCCGCUAGAGAUGCUGUUUUAGAAUAUUUUGCUAUGGUAUUUCAUGAAGCAGUAAACGUAUCAAUAAAUCAAGGAGAUUAUGAGCUGGAUGCCAGUGCGAACGGAGCCUUAGAGAGUGUGACUAUGAUUGGACCAGAAUUAUGCAGCCUCGGGGAUACCUGGGCACCAUUCAUUGCACCAUGGUGUAUCAAUUUGAUAAUGGAUAUUGCCACUGACAAAGCUAAUCUACCAAAUGCAACUUUACAAGCAACUGAACCUGUAAGAGUUUUACUAGAUAUAACAACACAAAACUUAACUAUGUUGAAUUCUGAGGAAAGAGCCAAAUGCAUUGACAUGAUGUUAGGUUGCCGAGCUUGUUCAUGGGCAGUUGGAUGGGUGGGCCGUGCAGAACCAGCACUAGUAGCCCCCAGGGCAUUAGCACUGGGUGCUGAUGCUGCUAGGGCAGUACUAGCUCACUUGGGCAACCAUCCCCCAGCUUUAUUCCAUGUCAGAGCAGCUAUUGUUGAGCUUUUUCAAGAAGCAAUCAAAGAAGAUGGUCAACCAGACAAGAAGCGUGAGGUCAUACCAUAUUUGCUCAACUUAGCAUCCAAAUCUGAUAUAGUUCUAAAAGCUCUGAUACAAGAUAUUGAAAAUACAUUAACGGAUGAAGUAUUGGAGCGUCUGAGCGCGGUGUGCAUGGCUCACAGACACAGCGGGGCGUGGGAGGGUGUCGGCCCCGCAGCCAUUGUCUCCUUGCUGCUGCGCUCUGAUAUACACUGCCUGUUUCUGUUACUCAAACACGCGCAGAAGAAUCUAUUCUCAAGACAGUUGUUAGAAUAUCUCUUACAAAAGCUGGAGUUUGAAUGUCUGUUCCCGGAGAGGAACAUCCCUCUGUUGACGAGUGCUGCAGAGGAGAUCACCAUGGUGCGAGAGAGGCUGCUCACUGGCAAUCAACUGGAGCAGAAUUCUUUAGCCAGGAUACUUAUUUUAGUUGGUUCCAUUUUACCUUCAGAGUUUGUGUCAACGAUUAGUUACUUCCUGCAGUACUCAAGGAAUGAUACAACGCUGGCAUUGCUAGUACGGAUCAUAUAUGGUACAAUAACUAUGCACAAGCCAAAUGAUUCUACAGACAUCAGUACUGAUACUGAGAGAUAUCAGAAUUUUAUAAAAACAGGCGUAGAAUAUGCUCUAAGAGAAGCCAUGAUGUCCGACACUCAGAUUAAAAAGUGUUUCAUACAAGAUACUGUGGCUCAAGACGAAAAGACUUAUUUGCAUCAUUACUGUUUGAACAUUAUUAAACUGCUAAGAUGGGAGGGGUCGGGGCGUGUGUUCUACCUGCGCACGCGGCCCGUGGGGCGCGCGGUGGAGGCCAACCUGCAGCGUGUGGGCGGCGCCCUGCACGAGCGCGCCUCGCUGCUGCGCACGCGCCACGCCCACACCAUGCACUCCCUGCCAGAGAUGCCCACGUGCCAUGCGCUCGUUGAGGUGUUGGAUAGAGUGGACAUAACGGGUACAAAAUCGCCCCCGCCCAGUGUGGAAGCGAUACUAAAAGUGGUACAGGCAACCGUUAAAUACUUCUUUAGAUGCUUACAUAUAGAAGAUACAAUGGAGAAGAUAAGCGGCGUGCAGGGCGCGUGCCGGCUGCUGCGCAAGCUGUGCGCGCAGAGCAAGCUGGCGCGGGCGCUGGCGCUGCGCGACCUGCUGGAGACCGCCAUGUUCCGCGAGGAGCGCGCCUUCGGCAGCCGCCCGCACGCCGCCGCCGCCUCGCCCGUGCACCACCGCCUCAUGCACCUCAACCAGCAGCACGGCCCGAUAACGCAGCUGACGCAGAGCCACACGUCGGUGUUCCACGCCGGCAUCAUCGGCAAGGGCGUGCGCAAGGGCGGUGGCGGCGGCGCGGGGGGCGCGGCCGACGCGGACAUCCCUCCCAUACUCACCACCAAUAAUGAGCUGCUCAUGGGCGCGCUCAUGUCUUGUAUGGACGGCAACAGUGGUAUAGUGGAGGGGGCGACGUCAGUCUCUCUGCUGCUGGUGGAACUCGUGUCUCCCGAUGUUAUGUACAAUGGUCUGCCGUGGCCGGAUGAAGACUUUACUAAGCAAGUAAGCAUAGAGCGCGAGCUAUACAUGCGUGGCGCAGUAGAGCGGUGCGCAGUGUCGCGCGCGGCGCUGCGGCGAGUGGCGCGCGCGCGGCCCGCGCUCUGCCUCGCCUCCGCGCUGCUGCGCGCCGCCGCCGCCACGCUGCUGCAUCGUCUGCGUGCACACCUCGACCGGCAGGGGCGCGGGGCGGAGGCGGCGCGCGAGCUGUCGGCGCUGUCGGAGCUGCUGUCGGUGAUGUCGCUGGGCCAGCUGCUGCCGCACCCGCUCUCGCACAUGCUGGAGCUGGCGCCAGAGCUCACCGCGGGAGAGCUUGUACAAGUAUUACGAGAUUGUCUAUGGAAUUACACAAGAGACCAUGUGCCUUCGCCAGCAUUGUUUACUUGUGAUUCUUCGGGUCUUCACUGGCGAGACCCUUCUACGUGCAAGCCGCCAUCCACCUACACGGACACCCUGCGACUUAUCAUUCAAAAGAGAAUAUCAAAACUAGGACAUUUGUAUCCCAUAAUGUUCUUGAAUCUCGACAAAGAAAAUUAAACUUUAAGAUUUACAGAAUCUGUAAAUAAUGUAAAUAGUUUAAAAUAGUAAUCGAAUAAUAAAA